AUGCAAUCCGAGUCCCCACAGGAGCCCGGGCGGAUGGAUGGGACCGAGCAGAGGCGACUGCUGACGUCUCUCCUGCUCAGCACAUCUGCCAGACGGGCUCGCAGCUCAUCUAUCGCCUGCCUCUGCCUGCGCAGGCCGGGAGAGCGCAGAGAAGGAGCUUUGGCACACGCGGCAAAGACACCUGAACACCGCGCUCUGGCGUCGCAGGAACGGCAGGCUACACUCCCGCUUCACCGGGUCGCCACGCAGAGCUCCCGCACCGCACCGACUUCACGUGUGGGGUCGUGCUCUCGAAAGGCGCAAAACACCGUCCCAGCGGAAAUACGGAGGGGUGGGCGCCUUUCAUCUGCCGAAAAACGACCCCCCCCAAAAAAAAGAACGGUGCAGCGAGCGAGCUCUGAUCCUCCUCCUGGCUUCAAAAUGGCGCCAAUUUGUCUCCGGCUGCACCAAUCGAGCCACCGAGAACAGACAGUCGCGGAGGCACAGCGCCACCUAGGGGAAGAUGUCCAACAGAGCGCAGCCCCAAGUUCUUUCACAGACCCACAGCGCCGCCUGCAAGACUCUCUCCUUUUGCAGGUUUAUUAUGCCACUGACUGCAAUAAACAGGUUUUCAGAAAGGCUUACUUGAGAGUCUGUCUUCACCAUUUUCUAAUGACCAUGUUUCUAGUUCAGCACUUCUAA
Lepisosteus oculatus (spotted gar) is the source of this 681-nucleotide messenger RNA. Lineage: Eukaryota; Metazoa; Chordata; Actinopteri; Semionotiformes; Lepisosteidae. The record is from RefSeq and is a predicted model, not a curated record.